This is a messenger RNA of Xylona heveae TC161, 1434 nucleotides long. RefSeq names its product carbohydrate-binding module family 48 protein. Gene Ontology annotation, biological process: signal transduction. Lineage: Eukaryota; Fungi; Ascomycota; Xylonomycetes; Xylonales; Xylonaceae. The record is from RefSeq and is a predicted model, not a curated record. Gene Ontology annotation, cellular component: nucleus; cytoplasm; nucleotide-activated protein kinase complex. Bases 1 to 1434 code for a protein of 477 amino acids. Gene Ontology annotation, molecular function: protein kinase binding. The transcript is spliced from 3 exons.
AUGGGCAAUAACCAGUCUGGUCCGCAGCGGGACCGACCCGCUGGCGGUCAUCCUUCCUCGACAGCAUCUACACCUUCCACCACUGCCGGCCACGAACCCCGCCGUCGCGACUCAAUCCACAAACUCUCAUCUAGCAAAGCGACGGCGGCGCCUCCAUCAGAGUCUCUUACCAGUGCAACCGCGCAUGUUCCUAGCAGGUCUCGCCCGUUGCCUCACCAUACUCGGCAUCGCUCGGAGGCUUCCGCAAUUGACAAGUCCAGAUCUCGACUACCCGCAGAGAGGACCCUCAAUGACUCGUCUCAGCAAAAGUCUGAGGCUGCCUCCGCGCGAGCGACUCCUCCGUCACCCUCGAGCAAGCCAAUGCAAGUCCCCGGCUCCAAUGAUGGAUCUCGUAGGACGGAUUCUCGAAGAGAACCUCCUCGUCUUACAGAAGAUCAGGAUUCGCUGCCUCCAUCACAGAUCAGUCGUCCGCCACGGCUGCCUUUGCCGAUUGAGGAGGAACUUCAUACGCCGGGAUCACCGAUCAUCUCGGCGGAAGAUCUUUCUUCUGCCCUAGAUCGCGACGCCAUCGAGGGUGCACUGCCCCGGAGAACCUCCGUGCUUAGCAGUACAACUGUGGAUGAAGACGAUAUCGGAGACGACUUGCAGAAUUAUCCCGUUGAUCGAGCGCAUAGCCAAGCAAUUCCUACACUAAUUGAAUGGAAGCAAGGCGGUGACAAGGUCUAUGUCACAGGUACAUUUGCAAAUUGGAAUCGCAAAUUUAGAUUGCACAAAGAGCCAGGCAAGCAGAGUCUAUCUGCCGUUCUCCAGCUCCCUCCAGGCACUCAUCAUCUAAAGUUUAUUGUGGAUGGCGAGAUGCGCACGUCUGAUGACCUCCCAACCGCUGUUGACUACACCAACAUUUUGGUGAACUACAUUGAAUUAAGCGCAGAGGAUGUCCUCCCACCACCGGCCUCCGAGCUUCAGGAGCAAGAGACGCAGCAGCAAGAGACACCCACUGCUCAACCUCCCAAAGUUCCUUCCACUGCACCAGACGUGAAAGCACCUGAUCCCUCGUCAGGUGCCAUCAGUGAGGCUGUUCCCUCAGAAGGUCCUACUCCACCUCCAAAGAAAUAUACAUCUGAAAUCCCUCGCUUCUUGCUGGAUCUCGAGCGUCCCGAGGAUUCUCCUCAAUAUCAACGUGCAGCUGCAGCUGCAAGCAGUCUCCCGCCUCCGCCUAGCCUACCUCUAUUUUUAGGGAAAUCAAUCCUAAACAAUACGACACCAAUGAAGGACGAUAGCAGUGUCCUUAGCAUGCCAAAUCAUACCGUGCUCAAUCAUUUGGCAACAAGCAGCAUUAAGAACAAUGUUCUUGCCACAAGUGCUACGACUCGCUACAAGCGCAAGUACGUGAGCACGAUCCUGUAUAAGCCGACAAAUGACGCCGGGGAUUGA